UACUGACAGCUGUCAACGCAGAAAGCAAUCAAGCGCUUCUCCGUUGUACAUCAUAGGAUCCCGUUUUGCUCGUUUGAGAGAUCUUUUACAGCUAGCUGAUAAGCUAAUCUGCUAAUUUUGAAGUGUAUUUUUGGUUCAAAGUCUUGUUUCCAGUAGAGGUAAGUCGUAUAACAGCGAGUAGACAAAAACACUACGAUUUGGUCGCAGUAACUCAGAGAUAACAAAAAACAAUCGUCCUCGCGAUCGACUGUGCAACACUGCAGUGCAUUGGUGUCACUAUUUGGAAGGUGAUUUAUCUGCAGUACAUUAGUCAUCCUUGAUGGUGCAAUGAUUCGUUAAGAACAAUCGCUACUACAGCGUAGAACAAAUUAAAACCAAAAAAAAAACAUCAUCUGCGAAACGAUCCAUCGCAGCGAAUUGGAGAAGCUCGCCUAUUAACUGAUUUACAGCGCUACGGUCAGUUCCUCCCUUCUGGAUAAGCUUUUUGUACCGAAUCACAAUCGGUUGCAAUGGGACAAACACUGUCCGAACCGGAAACAUCGAAGGAAUCGGCCUUCUGUCAGAACGACUACUACAAAGUAGGCUCUAGCUGCAUGCAAGGAUGGCGCAUACACAUGGAAGAUUCACACACUCACAUCCUGUCGCUGCCGGAUGAUCCGGGGACGGCCUUUUUUGCGGUAUACGAUGGUCACGGUGGUGCCAACAUUGCACAGUACGCCGGUAAGCAUCUGCACAAAUUUGUCACACGAAGGCCCGAGUACGGAGACGACGUAAAGCAUGCACUUCAGCGAGGAUUUUUGGAUGUUGACGAGGCCAUGCUAAACGAUGAAUCGUUGAAGGAACAAAUGGCUGGCUCAACUGCGGUUGCGGUUGUGGUCAAGAACGAUCGGCUGUACUGUGCAAAUGCAGGCGACUCGCGGGCGAUCGCAUGUGUGGGAGGCAAGCUGGACGUACUUUCGUUUGAUCACAAACCGAACAAUCCCAGCGAGCUGGAACGAAUAAAACGAGCCGGAGGCUACGUAGAAUACAAUCGAGUCAAUGGAUAUUUGGCUCUUUCGCGGGCGUUGGGCGAUUUCAGCUUGAAGCGAAGCAAUGACAAAUUGCCGGAAGAACAAGUAGUGACAGCGUUCCCGGACGUCGAGGAACGGCAAAUCAACGAGGAUUGGGACUUUUUGGUGAUUGCUUGCGACGGGAUUUGGGACGUUCUGCCAAGUCAAUCAGUGCUGGAGUUCGUACAAGCGGAGAUCGCUCAAGGGAUUUAUCCACAGAAUAUUUGUGAAAAUCUGAUGACGCGCUGCCUCGCACCGGACUGCCAAAUGGGUGGCAUCGGAGGAGACAAUAUGACCGUAAUUAUCGUUUGUUUUCUACACGGACGUCCCUACGAGGAUUUGGUAACGCGAUGCAAGGAACACGUCACCGAUAUGAACCAGAAAAUGGCCCAAAUGUUUAUCGAUCACGAGUCUAGCUUUGUUCCGGAAACUUCCAGCACUAAAGUUUCUUCGCUAGAACCGGCCGAGGAAAGUUCGUCGCCGACAUCGUCACCCGAACAAUCCCCGAAAGCAUCCGGUCGGUCGGCCGAGAAGGAAUCGAGCACCGCCGAGUCUUCGCCGGACGAAGACGACACUAGCGAGGAGCUGGAUUUGAAAUAAGUACGGCUUAAGCGACUGUUGCUUUAAGUGUUCUAUUUUUAAAAUGCUCCCAUGUUCUGUGGCUCCUUCCAAAUUGUAAAAUUUUGUAGGUUGUUAUUGUCUAUCUUGUUUCUGGAGUUACUGAGAAAAAUUUUACGUUAGAUGUCGUUUUUUGUGUAGGAAGGGAAAGUUCGUUUCGAUUUCGAUUGACCAGACUUUGGCUAGAUUGGCACUCGAUUUCGAUAGGCAACUGUCGGGAAUUAGUCUGUUUGAUGUUUUCAGGAUCAAAUAAAACCUAUUCUGCUAUUUCCAAGAUGUCGAAAGAAAAGAUACAACAAAUAUCAAGGAUGUAACAACCAUUUCGUAGAAACUUGUGCUGGGUUCGUCCCAUCGCUUCCCAAAAUCCACCGAUUGCGUAUCAAACGGACUUUAGUUGAAAAUGACGACUAUGUAGAUUACAAACUAGUGUUAUCGUUCCAUAUAUUUUGCAGCAUGGUAUACCUUUUUUAUUGGCACCAACUUUGCUCCUAGACAAUAGGACAUCAAUGGAGGUAGAAAGUAGUGUGAGUGGUUGAAGCUUUACUUUUUACUCAACUUAGGUAUUUCCUUUAGAUAAUAACAGAAUAUACAAAUAUGCGAGCCAAAAAGAACUACGGAAUAUCGAUACAAAGGACAAGAUGCAAUUAAAAAAAAAUAAAAGAAAGAAUACGCUUCUCUUUAUACCUAGUAAAAAAACUGUAGUAGAACGAUUUUUAUUGUCGAUGUUUACCUGUCGCAACUGAACGGGGGCGCAAGCCGAAUCAAGCGGCUUAAGGAAAACGUAAAACUAUACUGAAAUAGUACUUUUUUAGAAUAUUCUUUCUUGUCGUUUUUAGUGAUUGUCCUUUUACCCAUAGUGAUAAGCUUUGAUAUAUCGAAAAGAGAAAAUGUAAGAUGGAGCUUGAGUGUAAGUGCGAAUAAGCGAUUUUUUUUUCUACACCUGGAAAAAUCCUUUAUACUUUGCUGCGUACUCAUGAACCUUACCGUUAGAUGUAAUCGUACGUAUGGACGAAGUCGGUGGAAACACUAGUAAACUGAGAAAAGAAAUAGAGAAAAAAUAUCCUACUGUAGAAACGAAUAACUUGACUAGUAGUAAUAGGGUAGGCGUUCUUCUAACGGUGUGAGUUUAGGUGAACUCGCAAAGUUGACAUGGAAAUGUAAUUUGGCUUUUUAGGAAAACGCCUUCGUAGAGCAGUCAGUUUCAGAGAUAUUUUCAAAUAGAAAUUUUCCAAAAAUUAAA
Malaya genurostris is the source of this 2907-nucleotide messenger RNA. RefSeq names its product probable protein phosphatase 2C T23F11.1. Gene Ontology annotation, biological process: protein dephosphorylation. Lineage: Eukaryota; Metazoa; Arthropoda; Insecta; Diptera; Culicidae. The transcript has 3 exons. Gene Ontology annotation, molecular function: protein serine/threonine phosphatase activity; cation binding. The coding region runs from base 510 to 1649 and encodes 379 amino acids. The record is from RefSeq and is a predicted model, not a curated record.